This is a messenger RNA of Drosophila grimshawi, 545 nucleotides long. RefSeq lists its product as uncharacterized. The transcript has 2 exons. The coding region runs from base 53 to 346 and encodes 97 amino acids. NCBI's taxonomy places the organism in Eukaryota, Metazoa, Arthropoda, Insecta, Diptera, Drosophilidae. The record is from RefSeq and is a predicted model, not a curated record.
AGUUUUUACGGUCAGCGUAAAAUGUGUAUUUAAUUAUAUAAUCGGCUUGGUGAUGGCAUCCAUUGAUACAAACAAGCGCAAACCCAGACGCACACAAGGCACUCCAUCAUUUGCAUACCGGAAUCGUUUCGCCUAUGCACUGCUUGCCGCCGGCUCGCUGCUCUUUGGCAUUUGGAGCUUGACGCCCAUGCAACGCAUUGCCAACGAGAAGCUGUGCAAGAAACUAUUGACCCCCAGCGAAGAGGAGCAGGAUCGUCGUGCGCUGUUUGAGUUCGCUGCCCCACGUCCUGGAAAAUUCAUCCGUGAAGCAAUCGAGGAGAGCGAAAAUCUGCGCACGGAACGCUAAAAACAAAAACAAUAAGAACAAAAAUGGAUAGGCAAACGCGGAGAGCAAACUUUAAGAAACUACAAGAGCCAGCGAGCAGAAAGCUGCGGUAAGGUAGCACCAGAGAGAGAGAGAGAGAGAGAGAGAUCUGUUGACCACCAAGAUACAUCCUGUCUUUAAUUAGUUAUUAACUAAUAAAAUGUAAUAGUUUAUGCUAAAA